Molecule: messenger RNA, 687 nt
Organism: Orbilia oligospora ATCC 24927
Lineage: Eukaryota; Fungi; Ascomycota; Orbiliomycetes; Orbiliales; Orbiliaceae
Exons: 1
Coding region: 1-687 (228 amino acids)
Source: RefSeq, a predicted model, not a curated record
AUGGGCAUCUGGACAACCACUUCGUCCCUCUACUUCCUCACCAAACACCACCAGCACCUUCUUUCCGCCCAAUCCAACCUCCAAUCCACCCUUCGAGAACUCUACCACCACGAAGAACUCCUACAAUCAUGUCCUCCCGAACUUCUCGAAUUCCUAUCUACCUACGUUCCAACAUCACCUCGCAAAUUCUGGCAAUUCUUCGACCCGGCGAAUGAUGGAUUCAGAGUCAUGGCAGCGGAUACAUUGCAUAUCGCACAAGACCUGGUACACCGUGACUACAGCAUCCUCGAACAGCCGCUAAAAUCAGAAUAUAAACAUCUAAAACGGACGGUCGAGAAAUGGUUGCAACCAGCCGGAUUACAGCCUGUUAUUGGACGGUAUAUUCUGCCGUCUUAUACUUGUCUCGAUCACGUCUGUGAGAAGGGAGAACUGAGGGGAACUUGGAUCGAUAACAGAGAAUUUGCGGAAAUGGUGGCUUUGGCGUGGGAUAAGGCGGUGGAGAGACAAGUUGGACAACUGGGGUUCGGAGUUAACAAUGAUGUUGUAGGGGAGUGGAGCGAGGAGUUGAGGAGUGUUUGGGGGGCUAGGAAUCGACGGUUGGAUGAUUGGAUGGUUAGAGAGGUGGACGAGGAGACUGAAGAAGGGACGGAGGGGAGGAGCAGUGAGGAGGAGGUGCUUAAGUUGUAG